Molecule: messenger RNA, 2309 nt
Organism: Cyprinodon tularosa
Lineage: Eukaryota; Metazoa; Chordata; Actinopteri; Cyprinodontiformes; Cyprinodontidae
Gene: nars1
Product: asparaginyl-tRNA synthetase 1
Exons: 15
Coding region: 157-1836 (559 amino acids)
Biological process (GO): asparaginyl-tRNA aminoacylation
Cellular component (GO): cytoplasm
Molecular function (GO): asparagine-tRNA ligase activity; ATP binding; nucleic acid binding
Source: RefSeq, a predicted model, not a curated record
UCCUCCUCUGAACCUCCCGGUAGCAAAGCUGAUGCAAAGUUGCGUGUUGGGAGCAGGAGACGUCACCGGUGCUCGAUUCUAGCAGAACCUUAAUAUCUGAACGCAGAAACGCAACUUUUGGUUUUUCCAGGGAGCCGUUUUUAGACGCGGGCCAACAUGGCGACGGAGAUAACUAAAGGAGUGGAGCAAUUCUCAGUCGGUGAGCUUUACGUCUCUGACAAAUGUGGCAGCGACCAGGAUGGAGACGGGUCGGAGAAGAAACCCUUCAAAACUCCCCUUAAGGCUCUGCUGUUUGCUGGGAAGGAGCCGUUUCCCACCAUCUACGUGGAAUCCCAGAAGGAGGGGGAGCGCUGGGCGGUUAUCUCAAAGACGCAGAUGAAGAACGCUAAGAAAGCCUUCAACCGCGAGCAGAUGAAGAACGACGCCAAGGAGAAAAAGGAGGCUGAGGACAACGAGAGGAGGGAGAAGAACCUGGAGGAGGCCAGGAAGAUCGUGAUAGAGAACGAUCCCAGCCUCCCGGAGGCGGAGCCGGUGAAAAUCCAUAAACUGGAGGCCAAACGAGGUCAGAGGGUGAAAGUGUUUGGAUGGGUGCACCGCCUCAGGAGGCAGGGAAAGAACCUGAUGUUCAUGGUGCUGCGAGACGGAACCGGUUUCCUCCAGUGCGUCCUGUCUGAUCAGCUGUGCCAGUGCUACAAUGGGCUGGUGCUGUCCACAGAGAGCACCGUAGCUCUUUACGGGACCAUCACUCCGGUUCCGGAGGGGAAACAGGCCCCUGGUGGCCAUGAGCUGCACUGCGACUUCUGGGAACUGAUCGGCUUGGCUCCGGCGGGCGGCGCCGACAACCUGCUGAACGAAGAGUCGGACGUGGACGUCCAGCUGAACAACCGGCACAUGCUGAUCCGCGGAGAGAACGUCUCCAAGAUCCUGCGAGUGAGGUCCACCGUUACCCAGUGCUUCAGGGACCACUUCUUCAGCCGCGGGUAUUACGAGAUCACUCCCCCCACGCUGGUGCAGACGCAGGUGGAAGGAGGCUCUACGCUCUUUAACCUCAACUACUUUGGCGAGCAGGCGUACCUGACCCAGUCCUCCCAGCUCUACCUGGAGACGUGCAUCCCCGCCCUGGGCGACACCUUCUGCAUCGCCCAGUCUUACCGGGCCGAGCAGUCCAGAACCCGCAGGCAUCUGUCAGAGUACACUCACAUCGAGGCAGAGUGUCCCUUCAUCACGUUUGAGGACCUGCUGAGCAGACUAGAGGACCUGGUCUGUGACGUGGUGGAUCGGGUUCUCCAGUCCCCCGCUGCCCAGCUGCUCUACGACAUCAACCCGGACUUCAAACCUCCUAAGAGACCCUUCAAGAGGAUGAACUACACGGAGGCCAUCGAGUGGCUCAGAGAGCACGAUGUCAGGAAGGACGACGGGACCUUCUACGAGUUUGGAGAGGACAUCCCCGAAGCUCCGGAGAGGCUGAUGACCGACACCAUCAACGAGACCAUCCUGCUCUGUCGCUUCCCCGCCGAGAUCAAGUCCUUCUACAUGCAGCGCUGCCCGGAGGACCGCCGCCUCACCGAGUCGGUGGACGUGUUGAUGCCGAACGUCGGGGAGAUCGUCGGCGGCUCCAUGCGUAUCUGGGACUCUGAUGAGCUGCUGGAGGGAUACCAGAGGGAGGGAAUCGACCCGACUCCGUACUACUGGUACACGGAUCAGAGGAAGUACGGGACGUGUCCCCACGGAGGCUACGGCCUGGGCCUGGAGCGCUUCCUCACCUGGCUGCUGAACAGACACCACAUCCGGGACGUGUGCCUGUACCCCCGCUUCAUCCAGCGCUGCCGGCCCUGAAGGCAGCAGCGCCCCCUAGCGCCAGUACCUGUUGCCGCAUGUUGAAUCAGCAGAAUUCCUCGUUUUCAUCUCUUUCCACGUCGCCGUGAAACUCUGAGGACGUCAGAAUGAAGUCCGAAGAUGCUCCUCCACUCUGCAGACGCUCACAGCGUUCCCAGACUCUCCUGUUGAGGUUUAAAGGAUUAUUACUGCGGCUUUGAAUAAACCAACAUCUAAAAGUUAUUUAGUAGAAGGAAAGGGUUUAAUCUGCUAAAAGAACGAAAGCUUCAGAUGUUGAUGGUAGAAGAAGCAGAUCUUUGAUCGUCUGUCCGAAAGUUUCCCUCCAGCUCAACAAUCUCCUGCUUCUUGGUCCUUUUUCUGAUGGAAACCCGUCCAGAACCGCGAGUUCUGCUCUGCCAGAGUCUGUAUCCAUUCUGCAUCUUCUGACAUCCUGCUGCUCAAACUGCACUGAAAUAAAUGUGAUUCAACCUGCA